UUUGACUUCGUUUCUACUGCUCUCCAUGUUCCAAAACAGGCCCAAAUGUGAACUAGAAUGUUCUGGAUAAGCUAAUCUAUUGAACUCAGUAAAACAAUCCCCAUUUCCCUCUCUCAAUUCCCUCUUCCCUCUUCAAUGGCAACAACAACUCCAUUAUCAUCCACCAUUUCUUCUUCUUCAUUCUCUCUUCACCUCCCUCAAUUUUCCCUUUUUCCAAAACCCACGUCACUUCUCUCUAUCUCAUCCUCAAAACCCCUCUUUUUUUCUCUCCCUUCAACUAAUUCCCUUCAAAACCACAUCACUUUCUGCAAAAAAGAUGGCAUUGAUAUAACCUUCUUUGAUGAAGUAAACCCGGAUGAAGAAAUCACCUUUAACCCACCAGAAAAGCCUGAAGAUUUUAUCCCACCUAGGGCUAUUGAUGAACCACCAUUUGAGUCUGAAGAUGAGGUUGCUAGAGCUUAUGAAGAAUUGUAUGGUCCUGCUUAUAGUGGGGAAACUUAUCUUGGGAAUGAUGUUUUUGUUAUGGAUUCUAAGGUGAAGAAGUCUUCUGGAUUUGGGUCUAAAGCUAAGAAAGAGAAAGUUAGAGAUGGUUUUGAAGAGAAUGUUGUUCAGGUUAGGAGAGUGACUAAAGUGGUUAAGGGAGGCAAACACAUGAGAUUCAGGGCAAUUGUGGUUGUAGGUGACAAGAAGGGGCAAGUUGGGGUUGGAGUUGGUAAAGCCAAGGAGGUGAUAGCUGCCGUCCAGAAGGCGGCCACAGAUGCUCGUAGGAAUGUCAUUACUGUGCCUAUGACAAAGUAUUUGACAUUCCCUCACAGAAAUGAGGCAGACUAUGGGGCAGCGAGGGUGAUGCUUAGACCUGCUGCUCCUGGUACCGGAGUUAUUGCUGGAGGUGCAGUCAGAACCGUGCUUGAGAUGGCUGGAGUUGAGAAUGCCUUAGGAAAGCAACUCGGAAGUAACAAUGCCCUCAACAAUGCCAGGGCAACAAUUCUAGCUGUACAGACUAUGAAGCAGUUUAGUGAUGUCGCUCGUGAGCGUGGCAUUCCAAUGGAAGAACUAUGGAAGUGAUUCCCAAUCAACUAUAUGCAUCUCUCUUUUGUUAUCUAAUUUGUAAAUUUAUUACUUGACCAAUGCUUAGAUCACUCCGAAAGUAAUUCAGUGUUUUCUGUUCCAUAAAACUAUUUUUAUAUUUAUCAUACACAAAAUAUAUCUUCUAUAUUAUUGAGAUUGGUGAAUUGAAUAUCGA
Molecule: messenger RNA, 1243 nt
Organism: Amaranthus tricolor (Joseph's coat)
Lineage: Eukaryota; Viridiplantae; Streptophyta; Magnoliopsida; Caryophyllales; Amaranthaceae
Product: 30S ribosomal protein S5, chloroplastic-like
Exons: 3
Coding region: 136-1065 (309 amino acids)
Biological process (GO): translation
Cellular component (GO): small ribosomal subunit; ribosome
Molecular function (GO): RNA binding; structural constituent of ribosome
Source: RefSeq, a predicted model, not a curated record